This is a messenger RNA of Triticum dicoccoides, 962 nucleotides long. RefSeq names its product temperature-induced lipocalin-1-like. The transcript is spliced from 2 exons. Gene Ontology annotation, biological process: lipid metabolic process; response to reactive oxygen species. Bases 144 to 692 code for a protein of 182 amino acids. Gene Ontology annotation, cellular component: cytoplasm. NCBI's taxonomy places the organism in Eukaryota, Viridiplantae, Streptophyta, Magnoliopsida, Poales, Poaceae. The record is from RefSeq and is a predicted model, not a curated record.
CUCCACGUCUCCCGCACCAGCCUUUUAUUGCCAGCGCCAUCCCUAUCCCCUCCAAACCCCCGCUCACAUCCAUCCCUAUCGCCGCCGGCGCCUCAACCCACGCCGCCCUCGCUCCCUCCCCUCCCCCUCACGCUCAACGUCCGAUGGCGGCCAUGAAGGUGGUGCGGAACCUGGACCUGGAGCGGUACAUGGGCCGGUGGUACGAGAUCGCGUGCUUCCCGUCCCGGUUCCAGCCCAAGGACGGCGCCAACACGCGCGCCACCUACACGCUCGGCCCCGACGGCGCCGUCAGGGUGCUGAACGAGACCUGGACCGACGGCCGCCGGGGCCACAUCGAGGGCACCGCCUUCCGCGCCGACGACGCCGGCGACGAGGCCAAGCUCAGGGUUAGGUUCUACGUGCCCCCCUUCCUCCCCGUCUUCCCCGUCACCGGCGACUACUGGGUGCUCCACGUCGACGACGCCUACCAGGUCGCGCUCGUCGGCCAGCCCUCCCGGAACUACCUCUGGAUCUUGUGCAGGCAGCCGCAGAUGGACGAGGGCGUGUACGAGGAGCUGGUGGAGAGGGCCAAGGGGGAAGGGUACGACGUGAGCAAGCUCCGGAGGACGCCGCACCCGGAGCCGACGCCGGAGAGCCAGGACGCCCCCAAGGACGGCGGCCUGUGGUGGAUCAAAUCCCUCUUUGGAAAGUAAUAGGCGCUCCUUCUGCCAAAGCAGCAGAGAUGCAGUAGCACCAGCUGGUGUGGCUUGUACAGUUCAAUCUAGUAGUAUGUUCGUCGGUGCAGGGAAUCUGAAGAAUAUGUUUUUGCUUGUUUGUGGCGUAGGUACAUGUUCUGCAGAAUAAUCUGUUUGCCGGGUAAGGUCUGGCUGUGUUCUUACCUUAAGACUGUUGCUUGCUCGGAUUCAGAAAUCAGAAUAGCGCAUGCUUGCUCGGCUUCGGGCUGAUGCUUUGGUUUGGUGUGA